AUGGCGCGAAGUCCUGUUCUUGCCGCAAUGUUUUCGCAUGAAAUGAUUGAGAAGAAAGAAAGUAAAAUAUCAAUACCAGACAUUACUCCAAGGAUAUUCGAAAAAGUCCUUGAGUACAUUUACACCGAUAAAGUAAUUGGUUUGGAUGAAAUUAAUGUUGAGUUAUUGAAAGCUGCGGACAAAUAUCAGCUACAGUCACUUAAAAAUAUUUGUCAAGAAUCGCUUUGUGGAGGCUUGAAUUUUGAAAACGCAUUUGAUAUAAUGAUUUUAGCUGAUUCGUAUAACGCCACUUAUCUGUUAGAAUUUACGGCUAAUUUGUUGGUUUUAAAUAUGAAAAAUGUUAUUGACACCCAGGAUUUUAAACAAUUGGAGAAAUCACACCCUUCUUUGGCAUUGAAACUGGUGAAAAAAUAUUCAUUUCCCAACAUUGAAGAGAGAGCUAGUAUUCCUGAUCCAACUGCAAAAUAG
Molecule: messenger RNA, 468 nt
Organism: Microplitis mediator
Lineage: Eukaryota; Metazoa; Arthropoda; Insecta; Hymenoptera; Braconidae
Product: speckle-type POZ protein B-like
Exons: 1
Coding region: 1-468 (155 amino acids)
Biological process (GO): proteasome-mediated ubiquitin-dependent protein catabolic process; regulation of proteolysis
Cellular component (GO): cytoplasm
Molecular function (GO): ubiquitin protein ligase binding
Source: RefSeq, a predicted model, not a curated record